AUCUGCCUCGUUUUUUCUCAUUUCUUUUUUUGUUUUUGUUUGAAAUUCAUUUUUCUCCAUUUCACUUUUAUCUCUUCAAUGACUCAAAUUUAUUUUACCUCUUUCAUCUUCUCUUUCAUUUACAAACCAGCCUUACUUUUCCUAUGUCUCUCACUGAGAAUGCCAAUGGUGGCACCUAGAAGAGAGCUUAUUGCCUUUGGAUUUGAUCCCGAGGAAAACAAUCUUGCCUUCAACCAUGGGGAUUUGAGAGGAAAUAAAUGUGGGAAUGGUGAAGGAAGGGAUGAGAAUAAGAAGAUGGUGGCAUUUGAGAGGAGUGAAGCCGUUGUUGUCUUGGAGUGGAGGAUUUGGGAGAAUCUGGUGAGGUGGGAAGAAGAUGGGGAGGAGUGAUAAUGUCAGAAAAUUUGAAAAGGCUAAAAUGUUACUUUUAGCUUAUGAAUUUCUAAAAUCAAGAAUAAUAAAUUGUUUUUCUUAAU
This is a messenger RNA of Rubroshorea leprosula, 473 nucleotides long. The record is from the annotation of a GenBank genome assembly. NCBI's taxonomy places the organism in Eukaryota, Viridiplantae, Streptophyta, Magnoliopsida, Malvales, Dipterocarpaceae.